CAAGAGGCGUAAUCCUCCCUACUUAUUGUACUCUUUGUUUCAUUUGCAGGAUCGUUGCAUUCUGUCGCAGAUCGUCUUUCUUCGAAUAAGGCAAAGGAAUCGAAAGCUACCAUCCACAAUGUCGAAAGAGGCCCCACGUGAACCCGAGCAGCUCCGCAAACUGUUCAUCGGAGGUCUGAGCUUCGAAACCACGGAUGAGAGUUUGCGAGAACACUUCGAACAAUGGGGAUCUCUUACAGAUUGUGUGGUCAUGAGAGAUCCAGCCAACAAACGCUCUAGAGGUUUUGGGUUUGUCACCUACUCCGGUGUGAACGAGGUCGAUGCUGCCAUGGAAGCACGCCCCCAUAAGGUUGAUGGAAGGCUGGUAGAGCCCAAGAGGGCUGUUUCCAGAGAGGACUCUAGCCGUCCAGGCGCUCAUGUCACAGUGAAAAAGAUAUUUGUUGGAGGUAUCAAGGAAGACACUGAAGACUCCCACCUACGAGACUACUUUGAGCAAUUUGGCAAGAUUGAAGUAAUAGACAUUAUGACCGACCGCACCAGUGGCAAGAAGAGGGGCUUCGCCUUUGUCACGUUUGACGACCAUGAUGCAGUGGACAGGAUUGUCAUCCAGAAAUACCACACUUUGAACGGUCACAAUUGCGAAGUGAGGAAAGCAUUGUCCAGACAGGAGAUGCAGACAACAGGAGUGGGUAUGAGGGGUGGCCGCGGCGGUGGCGGCAACUAUGGCAGAGGUGGAGGAUAUGGAGGUAAUGAUUUUGACCGUGAUGGUGGAUACUUCGAUGGCCGUGGAGGCAGAGGGGGUGGAUACGGAGGAGGAGAUGGCGGUUACAACAAUGGUUAUGGGGGAGGUGACGGUGGUUAUGGUGGAGGCCCUGGUGGUUAUGGCGGCGGUAACCGCGGCUACGGCGGAGGGCAAGGUUAUGGUGGCGGACAGGGUGGCGGCUACGGUGGUGGAAAUGGCUAUAACGACUACAACAAUGGCAAUGGUGGAAACUUUGGCGGCGGUAAGUCCAUGGCUUCCCCACAAGAAGCAGCCCCAGUUGGUGGGAACUUUGGCGGCGGUGGUGGUGGUGGCGGCAACAACUACAAUGACUUUGGCAACUACAACAACCAGGCUUCCAACUACGGCCCAAUGAAGGGUAACAACUUUGGAGGCAGCGGUGGAGGUGGUGGGGGUAGCGGUGGUGGCAGCAGUGGUGGAAGCGGCGGUGGCGGCGGCAGGAGUAGCGGCCCAUAUGGAGGUGGAUAUGGAGGUAACUCUGGAGGUGGUGGUGGUGGCGGCGGCGGUGGAUAUGGCGGGGGCUCCGGUGGACGACGAUUCUAAAUGUUCACAAGGACUCAGUACUUAGGAGAGGAGAGCGAGACAAAUGACAGGGCAGCUGCAGGUUUACACCCUAGAUCUGCUCAGCCAAACAGUUGUGGCAGGUUACAGCUGCUACAAGAAGAGAUGUGUACAAUAGAGAAAUCAUGGAGGGGCUUCAUACAUUUCUGUACUGUCAAACAGGUUUCUUAUGUUUCUGGAAAGCAAGCAUUCCGAUGAGGUUUUAUGUAGAUUUUGCAUCUAUGGUUUUUAUUUGUGUAACUGCAACAAUCAAGUUGAAAUAAACCACCUUUCAGUUUUUUUAAACUGUCGUUCAGUCUUGUUAGCCUCUCUUUUAGGGGAUUGGGUGGGAGGGGGAGGUUCUCUUCUGGUUUGUUUUAAUGCAUUUGCUUGUAUACAAAUCAACACUUGAAUGAUGGAUGCUGUCAAUGGCCAUUCUUUUAGAAGAUAAGCACCACCUGUCAAUGGAGACUUUUUGCCUAGUCCAAUAUGCUUUAUUCCUUUCUUACACGAGACAUUAUUAGUCUGUUCCAAUGCACAUACUACAGAAUGUAGACAAUCUCAUAUCCCGGCACAUCAAUGGAAGGUUUGUGACAACGUAGUGUUACAAUAGCAUUGAAGUCCUUGAUGAACUCCAAUGGGUGAAGCUAUGGUAGUACAAAUACUCGGUCCACACAGAGAGCCCAUCUCUUUGAGAACUGCUCCAGAGACGUGAGUUGGAUGGCUAGAUCAGACCCGCCUGUCAGACAGUACAGCUGCCAGCAGAAGGCUAGCUUACAUGAUGCAGUCUUGAGGCUAGCCAGCCAUGGAAGCCAGCUGAGCUGAGGGAGAGACGUAGCAAACAAACCCAUCGCCUGGCAGGAAGGAGCAGUGUGAAGCAGGAGAGUGAGUAGCAAGAAGGCAUGUGAGACUAGCAGACAGCAGCUACCAAAGCACUUAGAUGCCGCCUGUAGGUAAGAAGACUUUUCCAACUACUGUCAGUUUGAAUAACAUGUUCUGUAGUUGGUAUGAGCAAACACUAGUUUUGUUGUAGAAAUUCAUAGUAUAGCAUUAAUGACCGUGUACAUUUUAUUUGGAUGUGCAGUGUUUUAUUAGAAACCAAUGCCCCCAUCUAAUAGAACGGUCUGGACCUUUUGCGUAACAUUGUCUUUACCAGCGUGACAAUCUCAUAAUGCAUGCUGACGUUUGCAGUCAAAUCAUGGAAUAUAUCACUAACGCCUUUUCAUUGGUUUAUCUUCUGAUAUUCAUUUGUCUCCUUUUCCUCUGGUGCUUUCUAGGAAAAUGACUGAAUGGAAAGGACCGCUGUCCAAAAGCAUGAUUUUUAAGAGGAACAUUGUUGCAUUGCAUAUAGGUGCCUGGAAAGAUGCAAUUGGCUAUUUUUAUACUGUGAAGACUGCUGUGCAGUAUUUUAACUUGUUUUUACCCACUUCCUGUUUAUCAAUAAAAUAUUUUUUAAACCCA
Messenger RNA from Oncorhynchus kisutch (coho salmon), 2782 nucleotides. RefSeq names its product heterogeneous nuclear ribonucleoprotein A1-like. NCBI's taxonomy places the organism in Eukaryota, Metazoa, Chordata, Actinopteri, Salmoniformes, Salmonidae. Gene Ontology annotation, molecular function: mRNA 3'-UTR binding. Bases 119 to 1324 code for a protein of 401 amino acids. The record is from RefSeq and is a predicted model, not a curated record. Gene Ontology annotation, biological process: mRNA splicing, via spliceosome. The transcript has 11 exons. Gene Ontology annotation, cellular component: catalytic step 2 spliceosome.